Zeugodacus cucurbitae (melon fly) is the source of this 2986-nucleotide messenger RNA. Its product is annotated as dynein regulatory complex protein 11. The record is from RefSeq and is a predicted model, not a curated record. The coding region runs from base 86 to 2713 and encodes 875 amino acids. Gene Ontology annotation, molecular function: protein binding; ATP binding; ATP hydrolysis activity. Lineage: Eukaryota; Metazoa; Arthropoda; Insecta; Diptera; Tephritidae. The transcript has 8 exons.
CUACUUUUUUAUAUUGACAAAAAAAAUAUAACGACUAAUAAACAAAGUUUCUUUCAAAAUUGGUUGUGAAUAUAUAACUGCAAAUAUGUCAUUUGAUUUUAAUUACAAAUUUUGGGUUGGCACAAAAAAGGAUAUUGAAGACAUUAUAAAGAGGCAAAAUGUAUUGAAAAGGAAAGACCCGAUAACCAAUCCGUUGGUUACGUAUAGAAUAUUUUCUGAACUGUAUGUAUUGUACGUCGAACUGGUCAAUAAACUGAGCUAUGUUUAUAAUUACACGUUUCAAGUUCAGAAACGUAAAGUGGUCAGAGCGUUAGUCGAAUCUGCUGCUCGACGAUUGAUGGAACUAAAAACAGAACUAAAGAAUCUGGAACUAAGUGAAUAUGUUUACACUGACAAAGCCUUAAUUGCGCGAAAGCUGAAUCCUUAUGAUUUGGUUAUUUGGCGUUCUCCGCAAUUUUUAUAUCGACGGCCACCUGAAAUACAAAACAUAGUGUAUGAAAAUAGAAUAUUCAUGACUGAAGAAGAGAAAACUGAUGCCGAUAUGAAGGACAAAGUCAUUUUGUGUGAUGCAGUUACGCUAAUACAAGCUCAUGAGAGAGCUAGAAGCGCCCGUGUCUAUAAAUCUGCCAUCAAAUAUGAUAAAAAAAAUCUCAAAGUGUUUCAGCGAAGAAAAGUUAAUUACAGCUUUACACACAAACCUGAUCAACCGAUGAGCAUACCUGUGAAAAGAACAAUGUUCAAUGCGGACUUUGUUAAACAAAAUGAACAUUGCCAGUAUUUAUUUGGAACAGAUAAUUUUGAGCGAAAAUCGAAAGAGGAUAUCGAUGAAGAUGAGCUUAAUAGGAUUCGUAACGAAGCAGCGUUAAAGAUUCAGUUAGCAUGGAGAGCUCACAAAAGUCAAAAAAUACUUAAGAAGAGGACUAUUUUUAAACAAACAUUGUAUGGCAUGAGAACUAAAAGGAGGUUGAUUAACCCAAACCAGUAUAUGGAUUCAGUUAUGGAAACAUACAGAAAUGAAAAGUUUAAGAUAAAGCUGGAUGAAGACUUUGUUCGAUUAAUGACCGAUGAACGAACCAGAUUAUUGCAAGAAAAGUCUCCAUGGAUAAUGGAGGAUAUAUCUGAUCAUAUACGUGCAUGGUUCAAAGAAUUUUACGAUAAAGUGGGUGAUUUUCAUCCAUACCCGGAUGCUUUAAAAUCUGGAACGGUUUUAGUUUUAAUUGACGAAACAUUUUCUCCAGAAGAGUUCAAAGAAAAGUUGAACGAAAUGAAUUUGUCCAAAGAAGAGAAAAAAAAGAGAGCAGAGAAAGCAAAACUACAAAGAAAGAAAGAAAAGGAAAAAAUAAAAAAAGAAAAAAUAAAAGAGGCCAAGCGGAGGAAAAAGAUGAAGGAACAAGGCAUUUAUGAUAUAGCGUAUGAUAUAAAGACUAAUAAGAAUAUAGUAAAUAUUGAGAACACUAUAAAACAAUACUCUAUUGACUGGAGGUUAAUUGAUGAAUAUCUCAAUAAAAAUCAUGAAGCAAUAAAGGAUUGGGUGACCGAAGGAGAACUUGCAAUAAUACAUAGAGAACUAAGAGCUUUGGUGGAUGAAUAUAUGGUAUUAGAAUAUGAAAUACUUCGUAAAGCCCUUUGUAUGGACCAAAAUAAAAAAUACAGACCUCAAAAACGCAAAAAAGGUAAACCUAAAAAGAAGAAUAAGAAAAAGAAAAAGAUUAAAGACAUGACAGCUGAUCGUACAAUUGAGUCAUUGUAUGAGGAGCUUAAAGCAGGAGGCAUAAUAGAAAAAUGCGACAAGAAGACCUUCGAAUCGUUUAUUUCGGAUUUCAACUUUAUUGCGGACGACACACGAGACGAAGAUCGUUUGACAACAUUGGGACCGGCCAAAGGCGAUAUUAAAAUUGUAGUUCAAGAAUGCAUGCUUGGAAUGGGAGAAUUCACUGUAGAUAAACCCAAAUCUCUUUGUAUUGCGGGACCUUUGAAUAAUGGAAAGAAGUUGCUUUCUCAAAUUAUUGCAUUUGAAAUAGAUGCUGUUUUUAUGAAUCUUAGUCCAGAGAAAACAAAAGCGUACACUAAUGAAGACUUGAACUAUUUAACGCACGUGGUUAUGAAAGUUGCAAAAGCGUUCCAGCCGACGAUAAUAUUUAUACAGGACGUUCAUAGAGUGUUUUGGAAACGGAUUCCGAAAGAGCAAGAGUAUUUGAAUCCUCGGUUGCUUCAAAAGGUUCUCAGCAAGAAGAUUUUAAAAGCAAUCAAAAAGGAAGAUAAAAUAAUGCUUUUGGGCACGACUGAUGCGCCAUGGUCUGCAAAACCAAAAAUGAGGCGGGUGUUUCAAAAGUCGCUAUUGAUUCCUAGAUGUGAUUAUGGCACAAGUUUUCUACUUUGGCUUGAAGUACUCGCUAGUUAUGCGGGCGAAGAUUCCGUCGAUGAUUACGUUUACUCCGCACUAGCUAAGGUGUUUAAAAAUUAUAACUCCGGUGAUAUUACGGAUAAUAUUGCAGACACUUUGAAUGUGCGACGCCGUAUGAAAUUGAAAUCGAAACCUUUAAGUCCAUUUGAGUUCUUAACACACUUUAUAGGGGGUAAUCAACCAUUAUUCCCUCCAGAAGAGAAGCUAAUGGACAAGUUCCAGAAAUGGUAUCAAAAAGCAAACAAGCUUUGUGUAGCAAGGAGAAAGUUUUUCAAGAAAAAGGAAGAGAAAAAUAAGAAGAAAAAGUAAUUUGUUUUUGAUUAAGUGCGCUGUAAUUAUUUCAAUACAAACAUAUGGUGAACGAAUUUAUAAAUGGUUUUUUUAUGAUCUUCAAAAUUACAUGCUUAUGUUAAUUGAACAGUAUUAAUCAAAAUUUUUUGUUGUGCUCUUGAAAUAAUUUUAUAAAAUUGAAUAAAACUUAAAAUUAAAUUAAACAGUUAUAGCAAUACACUUUGGUAAUAUAUAUUAGGUAUAAUAUUAGCUUAUACCUAAGAAAAUAUACUCAUUUAGUUUCAUUAUUAA